AUGCCAUCGUUUUCCGGUCUCGGUAUCAAGCGGCCAAGCGACUCGGUUCUCAACAUUUCCAAACAUGACAGCACCACAGGCGAUUCUAGCGGCGAUUCCAACGGGUCCACGUCCCGGGUUUCGUCCAUCACCAGUGUCUCUUCCACAGAGCUUCCGAGAACAAACAUCAAGGUUCCGCCUCCUCGAGCCAGUCGCAUUGCGAAAACCAUGUCGCAACAGGAAAAAUACAAACUGUACGAAGAACUCGAAAAUGACGACAAAAUCCCGGACGAAUCGUCCAUGUUCAACGUUCCGCUGGCCAUGCACUCCACUGCGUCGCUUUUCGAACACACUAGCAGGGAUUCUGGCUCCCAUAUUCUGAAGCGUGCGUGGAAAGACUCUUCGAAGAUAGUACCAUCUCCUCUUCCGGGAGCUCUUGCGCAAGAGUCCAGAACAGAACCAACGUAUCUUCCGAGCCCAACACUGACAAAGCACUACUCUUACACGACGCUUUCGCCAGAUGCGCGUCAGUUGACUGGGUUCUACGAGUACUCUGUUCAAAACCACGUGGAGAAAGAACUCAACAGACGGUCCAAGUACAGCAGCAAAGUGGACAUUUUGGACGACCCGACACUGGUUUCCUCCGAGAAGGCGGACUCGCUCACAAUGACACGUCCUUCUUGGCUGCCUCCAAAGAAUAAACACGAAUCGCUAAAACACGAAAAGGAGUUCACUAAGAUGGUGGAAAAGUACGGGCUCCAUCACAGAAAGGAAUCGGCUAGAGCGGAACAGCGCGAGCGCGACCGAAUGAUUGGCGACGCUAGACUCACGUACUUCGCAGGAAAGACCAAGAUCAAGUCGUCGAACUGGGCCGAGAUCAAAAAACUCAUGUGGAGAACACAGGUGGACGCCGCUACGCGAUACACCAUUUUCGUGAAAGUUCUCGAACACAGACAAUUUAGUGUGGAGGUGCCGACGUUGUCGCCCACCACGAGAAACUUGGACCUGGACUCGUUCAUCAGCUCUCACCCGGACAUUUACAAACAGCCAAAACUAUUUGCUUCUUUGGACAAACUACUCCGGAUCACCUCUGCCCAGCAGGACUGGCAGUUGAAUAGUUACCAUGUGAACUUGGCGCUGUUGACCAACGGGUUUUCGUUUUCCAGGUCGCUCAAGACCCUUUAUUUCCUCAACAAGCACAUUGUCACUAAGGAAUUUGUUACGAAGUUUAAUGCCAUUCAGUCGCAUCCCUACAUGAAGUCGUCGCUCAAGAGUUUCAAGGACGAUUUGAAUUUAGUCACUUUUGACGCGUUCAUGAAAAUCAUGAAGAAUUUCAGUUUACCCAUGGUGUUUAAGCUUGUAUCCUUGCUAAUGGUUUAUGGGGACUACAAGCUGCUAUACGCCUGCGUUCUAACUGUCUUGCUUCACUAUCAUUUUGGAUGGAACAAUCUCCAGCUCGUGCUCCAUAACAGCGACCCAAUGAUCCGGAUUCCGGACGAAGAGGUGUUCUGGAGCAGAGUCUAUUCGUAUUACAAGAAGAUGUAA
Messenger RNA from Ogataea philodendri, 1524 nucleotides. RefSeq lists its product as uncharacterized. The coding region runs from base 1 to 1524 and encodes 507 amino acids. The record is from RefSeq and is a predicted model, not a curated record. Gene Ontology annotation, biological process: fungal-type cell wall organization. NCBI's taxonomy places the organism in Eukaryota, Fungi, Ascomycota, Pichiomycetes, Pichiales, Pichiaceae. The transcript has a single exon.